AUGUCAGUUACAAUAGGAGAAUCAUCACUUAAUUUAGACAAAGAUAUUGAACGAGCAAUUGUUUUGCUAGAUCGUCUUCGAACAACAAGUGAAAUUCCUGAAGCAAAAUUAACAGAAUUACAACGAAUAUUUCAAAGUGAUUUUUUUCAUGCUGUACGAGAAGUUUAUGAAAAAAUAUAUGAAACAGUUGAUAUAAGUGGUUCACCUGAAGUUCGAGCUAAUGCUACAGCUAAAGCAACUGUUGCUGCAUUUGCUGCUAGUGAAGGUCAUUCACAUCCACGUGUUAUUGAAUUACCAAAAACUGCUGAAGGUUUAGGAUUUAAUGUCAUGGGUGGUCGAGAACAAAAUUCGCCUGUUUAUAUUUCACGUAUUAUUCCAAAUAGUGUUGCAUGGAAACAAGGUGGAUUAAAAAAAGGCGAUCAGUUAUUAUCUGUUAAUGGUAUAUCUGUUGAAAAUGAAUAUCAUGAAAAAGCAGUUGAAUUACUUAAACAAGCCCAAGGAAGUGUCAAAUUAGUUGUACGUUAUUCACCACAAGUUUUAAUUGACAUGGAAAAUCAUUUUGAAAAACAAAAUGCAUCGAAAAAACCACCAGUUUCACCAGUCAAUAAAUAA
Adineta steineri is the source of this 612-nucleotide messenger RNA. The record is from the annotation of a GenBank genome assembly. NCBI's taxonomy places the organism in Eukaryota, Metazoa, Rotifera, Eurotatoria, Adinetida, Adinetidae.